This is a messenger RNA of Pteropus alecto (black flying fox), 4392 nucleotides long. It is a transcript of the gene EXOC2, whose product is annotated as exocyst complex component 2. The transcript is spliced from 28 exons. Bases 180 to 2954 code for a protein of 924 amino acids. NCBI's taxonomy places the organism in Eukaryota, Metazoa, Chordata, Mammalia, Chiroptera, Pteropodidae. Gene Ontology annotation, biological process: exocytosis; Golgi to plasma membrane transport. Gene Ontology annotation, cellular component: exocyst. The record is from RefSeq and is a predicted model, not a curated record.
CGGAUCGACGCCGUCGGCGCUCCGGGUGGGCGGAAGUUGAGGGCAGGCGAUUGGUGGGGCUGCGGCCCGAGUGCUCUUCUCGAGAGCGGCCCAGACUCUGUCCGAGCGGGCCGAAGGGGCGGCAGGCAGGCCAGAGAUUAUUUCUGUAACUGGAUCUCUGAUUUGCCCAACAAAGAACAAUGUCUCGUUCACGACAACCCCCUCUUGUGACAGGCAUCUCUCCAAAUGAAGGAAUACCAUGGACCAAGGUCACAAUUAGAGGAGAAAACCUGGGAACUGGCCCAACUGACCUCAUAGGUUUAACAAUUUGUGGACAUAAUUGCCUUCUGACAGCAGAAUGGAUGUCUGCAAGUAAAAUAGUAUGUCGAGUGGGACAAGCCAAAAAUGACAAAGGAGACAUAAUUGUCACAACCAAAUCAGGUGGCAAAGGAACCUCAACAGUCUCUUUCAAGCUACUCAAACCUGAAAAAAUAGGUAUUUUGGACCAGUCUGCUGUGUGGGUUGAUGAAAUUAAUUAUUAUGAUAUGCGUACUGACAGGAAUAAAGGAAUUUCUCCCUUGUCCCUACGUCCUGCUAAUCCACUUGGGAUAGAGAUUGAAAAAUGUAAAUUUCCCCAGAAAGACUUAGAAAUGCUGUUUCCUGGAAUGAGUGCUGAUUUUACAAGUGAGAAUUUUUCAGCUGCCUGGUAUCUUAUAGAGAACCACUCAACUACCAGUUUUGAACAGCUCAAAAUGGCAGUUACCCACCUGAAGAGACAGGCUAACAAGAAGAGUGAAGGCAGCUUGGCGUAUGUGAAAGGCGGUCUUAGUACAUUCUUUGAAGCCCAGGAUGCUCUCUCAGCCAUCCAUCAAAAACUAGAAGCAGAUGGAACAGAAAAAGUAGAAGGAUCCAUGACGCAAAAACUGGAGAAUGUUCUGAACAGAGCAAGUAAUACUGCGGACACAUUAUUUCAAGAAGUAUUAGGUCGAAAGGACAAGGCAGAUUCCACUAGAAAUGCACUCAAUGUGCUCCAACGAUUUAAGUUUCUUUUCAAUCUUCCUCUAAAUAUUGAAAGGAAUAUUCAAAAGGGUGAUUAUGAUGUGGUCAUUAAUGAUUAUGAAAAGGCCAAGUCACUUUUUGGGAAAACGGAGGUGCGAGUUUUCAAGAAAUAUUAUGCUGAAGUAGAAACACGGAUUGAAGCUUUAAGAGAAUUACUUCUGGAUAAAUUGCUUGAGACACCAUCGACGUUACAUGACCAAAAACGUUAUAUAAGGUACCUGUCUGAUCUUCAUUCACCAGGUGACCCUGCUUGGCAGUGUAUUGGAGCUCAACACAGGUGGAUCCUUCAGCUCAUGCACAGCUGCAAAGAGGGCUAUGUUCAAGACUUGAAAGAUAUUCCAGGACUCCACAAUACCAUGCUGGAUCUGGAUAAUGAUGUACGUCCCUUAGUGUUGGGCCAUCUUAGUCAGACAGCAUCACUGAAGAGGGGCAGCAGCUUUCAGUCUGGUCGAGAUGACACAUGGAGAUACAAAACUCCCCACCGGGUGGCAUUUGUUGAAAAAUUGACCAAGCUUGUUUUAAGUCAGCUGCCUAACUUCUGGAAACUCUGGAUUUCAUAUGUGAAUGGAAGCCUUUUCAGUGAGACUGCUGAGAAGUCAAGCCAGAUUGAAAGAUCAAAGAAUGUAAGACAAAGACAAAAUGAUUUUAAGAAAAUGAUUCAGGAAGUAAUGCACUGUCUUGUGAAGCUGAUCCGCGGAGCACUGCUCCCACUCAGCAUCCCUGAGGGCGGGGUGAGGCAGUACGGAGGCUGGGAGGUGAAGUCCGAGCUUUCUGGACAGUGGCUCACUCAUGUCAUCCAGACCAUAAGGCUUACUUAUGAAUCAUUGACUGCCCUAGAAAUACCUAGUGACAUGUUACAGACUAUCCAGGAUCUCAUUUUGGAUCUCCGAGUACAUUGUGUGGUGGUCACAUUGCAACACACAGCGGAGGAAAUAAAGAGAUUAGCUGAAAAGGAAGACUGGAUUGUUGAUAAUGAAGGACUGACUUCUCUACCAUGUCAGUUUGAACAGUGCAUUAUACAUUCUCUGCAAUCACUUAAAGGAGUUCUAGACUGCAAGCCAGGAGAAGCCAGUGUCUUUCAACAACCUAAAACACAGGAAGAAGUUUGCCAACUGAGCAUCAGUAUCAUGCAGAUUUUUAUAUAUUGUCUGGAACAGUUAAGCAGCAAGCCUGAUGCAGAUGUAGAUACUACGCAUCUUUCUGUUGAUGUUUCUUCUCCUGAUUUGUUUGGAAGUAUCCAUGAAGACUUCAAUUUGACUUCUGAACAGCAACUUUUGAUAGUCCUAAGUAAUUGCUGCUACCUAGAACGUCACACCUUCCUAAAUAUAGCAGAACAUUUUGAAAAGCACAACUUCCAGGGAAUAGAAAAAAUAACACAGGUUAGCAUGGCCUCAUUGAAAGAAUUAGACCAAAGACUCUUUGAAAAUUACAUUGAGAUGAAAGCUGAUCCCAUCGUUGGCUCCUUAGAACCUGGAAUUUAUGCAGGCUAUUUUGAUUGGAAAGACUGCCUGCCUCCAACAGGUGUCAGAAACUAUUUAAAAGAAGCAUUGGUGAAUAUAAUUGCAGUGCAUGCAGAGGUGUUCACUAUUUCCAAAGAAUUGGUGCCUCGGGUGCUAUCCAAAGUGGUUGAAGCAGUUUCUGAAGAGCUAAGCCGCCUUAUGCAGUGUGUUUCAUCCUUCAGCAAAAAUGGAGCAUUACAGGCGAGGCUUGAAAUCUGUGCUUUGAGGGAUACUGUGGCUGUUCAUCUGACUCCUGAAAGCAAGUCUAGUUUUAAACAGGCUUUGGAAGCCCUGCCUCAGCUUUCCAGUGGAGCAGACAAAAAGUUACUGGAAGAGCUGCUGAACAAGUUCAAGAGUAGCAUGCACUUGCAACUCACCUGUUUCCAAGCUGCUUCUUCAACCAUGAUGAAAACAUAAAUACCACCAAAAUAAGGGCAGUCCAAAGAUAACAAGUAAUAAAAUUGUUCACUUUCUAUUAGUAUAUAAAGCAUUAGGUUUAUAUUCACUUUCUAUUAGUAUAUAAAGCUAUUAGUAUAUAAAGCAUUAGGUUUACAGUUUCUCUCUCUCUCCCCUUCUCUCUCUCUUUUCCCCCUGAAUUGGUAGCUUAGAAAGAUGUUGGUGUAUUUUUAUUUCAACCAAAAUAACCUUAUUUGAAAUGCCUGAGCAGUGUUUGUUUUGUCAUUUUUAUUACAUUAGGUCCUGUAUGACUUUAAGAUAUUUUAAAUAUAUAUAUAUUUUUUGUUUUUUCUUAGCUAAAUGUUUUAUGGUGAAUGCCACAGAAAGAGUUACUUUUUCAAAGAAUAUUUUGGGGAUGGCAUGUGAUGUGUAGUAAAGCAUUUUUCAGUGUCUCAUUUACUAGAGUUUUAGUGUCAGCAGCUUCCAAGACACAUGGACAGAUUGAUAAGAAGAGAUUUGGAAAGUUAUAUUUAGACAUCUUUGAAGCUUUAGCUCUCCUAAGCCAUACAGGUGUACUUGAAAAGUUCAUAUCAACGGAUAGUUUGAACUCUCCUAAUUCAAGUAGAUUUUUAGAAAAAUUUAUGAUUUGCAUUAAAAAAAUGUUAUAAGUGGGGUAGAUUAUUUGUGGUCCAGAUGUCAAUGAGUUAUCUUUGCAUUUGCUGCCUAAUUUUUAUUUUUCACAGCGCUAAAUACUAAGCAUCUUUUCAGUGUAGCUUUUUUGUUGUCUCACUCUUAAUUUGAUUUGUCAUUUUACAUCACUGUGUUGCCUGUCCUUGAGGACCCCUUUGUUACAUGUGAUGGAGCCUGGAUACCCCAUGGGUGCCAUUAGAAACAGCUACAAUCUCCUGGUGUGAGAGCUAGCACUGCCCAUCGCUGUCCAUUCCUUCCCCUCAGACAGUUUCUUUUCUCUCCACUUCUUAUCCUUUGAGGUAUCUUGCUCAGUAACUAAGAACACUGCUCUCGCAGAGUCUGUAUUUUCUGAAUAUUUGAAGAUGCUCCUUAGCCACUAAGCAGUAGGAGCUGCUGAUGAACCACGGGCCAUUUGUUGAGGUCAUGGUGAGGUCUUUCUAUGUUAGUGUUCCCUACCUAACUUUACCAUACUAUUUGCUUCAGAAAACUGAGCAAUUCUCUAUUUGUAGUUUACGUGUCAGAGUUUUCCAAUUUUUUAUGGGUGUCACAGAAUCCCACUUUUUAAUGCUGAAAUUAAUAUCUUUAUUAAUACAAGUAAUUUUAGAGUACAGUAUAACUGUCUACAGUAUGCAUUAUUUGAAAUAAGUCAGUGUUAUGUUUGUUCUUUUGCUGUAUAGGGAGAAAUCUUAGUAACUGGAAGUGAAAGUUUAAUCUUUUACAAAUGUGCUCAAUAAAGCUUAUGAAUAUGAAUUAAAUUACAAAAAUGCAA